ACUUCUUUGUAUAAAAAUGUAUACUGAUAGGCUAAGUAACUACAAAACACCAGUAUAAAUUCACAUGGAAAAACACCAAAUGAAUGAAUAUACAAAGGUCUGCUUUCAUGCACAUUCAAAGUAACUGCCAGAUAGAUUUUUGGUUCACAAAAUCAAAUAAUUGUCUGAAAUAAAAAAUGCACCACUAAAUAUUUUUCGACCAUGACGCCGCUCGUGUUUUUGCGACUGCAUUGGCCGUUUAGCUGCGGUGCCCGUUUCUGACCAGAGAUGGCGAUAUUGAGUAUAUAUUUGUUUCAGCGCUGUUUCCCUCCAUGGUUUCUCCUCUCCCUGACUAAGUUGGCGUUUGGUUCAGAUCAUUAUACAGUCCCAUAUUCUCCCUCCAUUAGGGCAUCUCUCUGCCUUUUGGGCCACGCAGAAAUCCCACCGAACCCCAAAGAGGGAAGAGUCCAACUUCCAAAGGGCGCCAUGGACAUGAAAAAGAGGAUCCAUUUGGAGCUACGAAACAGGACACCCUCUGAUGUACGGGAACUUGUUCUUGAUAACUGCAGAUCAAAUGAGGGGAAAAUCGAGGGUCUUACUGGAGAGUUCAUCAAUCUUGAAUUUCUCAGUUUGAUAAAUGUGGGUUUAAUCUCAGUGUCCAAUCUCCCUAAGCUUGGAAAACUUAAAAAGCUGGAGCUCAGUGACAACAGAAUCUCUGGGGGCCUCGAUGUUUUAGCGGAGAAAUUGCCCAAUCUCACACAUCUAAACCUGAGCGGCAACAAACUGAAGGACAUCAGUACGCUGGAGCCUUUGAAAAAACUUGACCACUUGAAAAGUCUCGAUCUCUUCAACUGUGAAGUGACGAAUCUGAAUGAUUACCGGGAGAGUGUCUUCAAGUUGCUCCCUCAGCUCACCUACCUGGAUGGGUAUGACGUAGAAGAUCGCGAGGCAUCCGAUUCUGACGGAGAAGCUGACGGAGAAGGAGUGGACGACGAUGAUGAUGAGGAGGGUGAAGAGGAGGAAGAAGAGGAAGACUUUGAUGAGGAAGAUGAUGAUGAUGAGGAAGAGGAUGAGGUAGAAGGAGAGGAAGAUGAUGAUGACAUCAGUGGAGAGGAUGAGGAGGAAGACUUUGGCCAGGAUGGAGAAGUAGAUGAUGAAGAUGACGAUGAUGAUGACGACGAUGAAGAAGAAGAAACCACAAAGGGUGAGAAGAGAAAGCGAGAAGCGGACGAUGAAGACGACGAUGAUGAUGAGGACGACGAAUAAGAGCCAAUGAGCCAAUCAGCUACCAACCCUUCCCUCCCCAACCCACCACCUUCACCCUGCACCCCACUCAACUGCCCCACCAACCUCCACCUGCAACCGCCUAGCCCCUCUCCAAAACUCUCCCCCAGUUCUGAGCUCCCUAUGGGGGCAAGACUGUACCAGGUGGGUGGGGCGUGUGGAGCUGCACCCGUGGAGCCGAGCGAGAGCUCUCUUCAUUGGUGGCUCACCCAGAAGUCCAGAAGUUCUGUCAAGCCACGCCUCUUACCCACCCCUUACCCCUCCCCCCGUGUGUCUAGAGACCCGUGUGAGGACUUUGGGGACUGGUAUCUAGUUUUGGGUCUGUGCUUUUAAUAUUGUGUUGGAGAAUUAUUUUUUUCUUCUUUUAUUUUUGCUUUUGAGGUUUUGUUUUUUUUUUCUUGUCCUUUUUUUUUUUAAAUCUUUUUUUGUUUGUUUGUUUGUUUUUUGUUCCCAAUUUCCCAAUAAGAUUAUUGCUAUAGCAACUGUGUGACAAGCAAGCCAUAAUUUUAGUGUGGCAGCCUGUUGCACAAAUCAAGGUUGUAGCUACAUUUUUACUUUCUGUAAGACAAAAAAAACAAAACUUUGUAAAUAAAAUGAUAACAUUUUGUGCUUU
This is a messenger RNA of Electrophorus electricus (electric eel), 1876 nucleotides long. It is a transcript of the gene anp32b, whose product is annotated as acidic (leucine-rich) nuclear phosphoprotein 32 family, member B. NCBI's taxonomy places the organism in Eukaryota, Metazoa, Chordata, Actinopteri, Gymnotiformes, Gymnotidae. Gene Ontology annotation, biological process: regulation of apoptotic process. Gene Ontology annotation, cellular component: nucleus. Gene Ontology annotation, molecular function: histone binding. The record is from RefSeq and is a predicted model, not a curated record.